Messenger RNA from Xenopus tropicalis (tropical clawed frog), 2880 nucleotides. RefSeq names its product mediator complex subunit 15 (gene med15). Gene Ontology annotation, biological process: regulation of DNA-templated transcription. The record is from RefSeq and is a predicted model, not a curated record. The transcript has 18 exons. Gene Ontology annotation, molecular function: transcription coregulator activity. Lineage: Eukaryota; Metazoa; Chordata; Amphibia; Anura; Pipidae. Bases 102 to 2528 code for a protein of 808 amino acids. Gene Ontology annotation, cellular component: nucleus.
GGCUAAACUACGUUUCCCAGAAUGCCGCGCUUUCCAGCGCUUCCGCCUGGGUUGUGUAGCGUUUAGGCCUUAGCAGUAGACGCAGCAACAGUAGUAGGAAGAUGGAUGCGGAUAGUGACUGGCGAAGCGCGCCCUUCAGGCAGAAGCUGGUCAGCCAGAUAGAUGAAGCUAUGAGGAAAGCUGGUGUUGCCCACACCAAGUCAAGCAAGGAGAUGGAGAGCCACGUGUUCUUGAAAGCAAAGACCCGUGAGGAAUACCUUUCUUUGGUUGCUCGUCUCAUCAUUCAUUUUCGAGACAUCCAUAACAAGAAAACCCAGCCAGCUGUUAAUGAUCCAAUGAAUGCUCUACAGAAUUUAACAGGCACUGCUGUAGUUGGUGGGCAAGGAUUGGGCUUGGGGGUCCGUCCUCAAGGAGCUCAGAUGGGAGGCAUGGGUGGCAUGGCACAGAUGGCACAGCAAAUGAACCUGCCUGGCCAGCCACAACCUGGAGCAUCAGGGAUGGCACCACAUGGAAUAACUGGUGUAGCUGCAGGGAACCAAGCCACCCAGUUACAGCUGCAGCAAAUUGCACAACACCAGCAGCAGCAGUUUCAGCAACAGCAGCAGCAGCAGCAGCAGGCAGCUCUACAGCAUCAACAACAACAGUUCCAAGUGGCACAGCAGCAGCAGCAGCAGUUUCAGGUGGCGGCUGUUGCUGCAGCCCAGCAGCAGCAGCAGCAGCAACAACAACAACAACAACAACAGGUGCAACAGCAACAACAACUCCAGGCAGCAGCGCAGCAGCAACACAUACUAAAACUUCAACUACAGCAGCAGCAAAAUCAGCAGCAGCAAUUACAACAGCAGCAGCAGCAACAGCUCCAGAGAAUAGCACAUCUACAACAGAUGCAACAAAUGCAGCAGCAACAGCAGCAGCAGCAACAGCAACCACCGCCACAGCAAGUGAUGCAGCUGCAACAAAUGCAACAGCAACAGGUGGCUCAAAGUCAACAGCAGCAGCUGCUUUCCACGCAGCCACAGGCGGCAUCUCUCGUAGCCCAAGGACAGAUUCCUUCUCAAGUUAUGCCUGUAACUCUAACACCUCAGCAGCAGCAACAGUUAAAGAUAUUGCAGCAGGUAAGAGCACAGCACCAGGCUCAACAGCAAGCUCAGCAACAGGCACAACAACAGGCGCAGCAGCAGGCACAGCAGCAGGCACAGCAGCAGGCUCAACAAGUGGCUCAGCAGCAAGCUCAGCAAGCGGCUCAGCAGGCACAACAGCAGGCUCAGCAGGCAGCUCAGCAGCAAGCAGCUCAAGCCCACUUAGCAGCAGGGCAGAUGAUCUCCGCACCUAUGGCUCGCGGUGGGAUGCCAGUAAGACCACGCUUCCCGCCAUCCACUGUUCCUGCCAAUCCUACAAGCACCGUCCCUUUGGGAGAACAGCAGAUCCCACAGGUCUCUCAGAACAGCAUCCCUGUAAUGUCCUCACCAUCCCCUGUGCAGCAGGUGCAAACUCCACAGUCUAUGCCUCCUCCUCCACAACCAUCCCCUCAACCAUCACAACCAAUGUCCCAACCCAACUCUAAUGUCAGUUCUGGCCCAGCUCCAUCACCCAGCAGCUUCAUGCCCAGUCCAUCUCCUCAGCCUUCCCAGAGUCCAGCAUCAGCACGCACUCCUCAGAACUUUAGUGUUCCCUCACCAGGACCCCUUAAUACUCCAGGAAACCCAAAUUCUGUUAUGAGUCCUGCAAGCACCAACCAAUCAGAAGAACAACAGUAUCUGGAUAAACUGAAGCAGCUUUCAAAGUACAUAGAGCCACUGAGACGAAUGAUCAAUAAGAUUGACAAAAAUGAAGAGAGAAAGAAAGAUUUAAGCAAGAUGAAGAGUCUCCUGGAUAUACUGACGGAUCCAAACAAGAGGUGCCCCCUGAAAACCUUGCAGAAAUGCGAGAUAGCCCUGGAGAAGCUUAAAAAUGACAUGGCUGUGCCAACACCUCCCCCACCAACAGUCCCAUCUACAAAACAACAGUACCUGUGCCAACCACUGCUGGAUGCUGUCUUGGCAAACAUCCGCUCGCCUGUUUUCAACCACUCUCUGUACCGAACCUUUAUGCCAGCUAUGACUGCUAUUCAUGGGCAGCCUAUUACGUCUCAGUUGGUAGUGCCACGGAAGAGAAAGUUUGAAGAAGAUGAGAGGCAGAGUAUUCCCAAUGUGCUUCAGGGUGAAGUUGCCAAACUGCACUCAAAGUUCCUGGUGAAUCUGGACCCAUCUCAAUGCAGUAAUAAUGGCACCGUUUACCUUAUAUGCAAACUAGAUGAUAAGAACCUCCCGAGUGUACCCCCUUUGCAACUGAGCGUUCCUGCUGAUUAUCCAGAUCAGAGCCCUCUGUGGAUGGACAACCCACGACAAUAUGAAGCAAAUCCUUUCUUGCAAUCUGUAUAUCGCUACAUGACAUCCAAACUCCUGCAACUUCCAGACAAGCACUCACUCACAGCACUGCUGAACACUUGGGCCCAGAGCAUCAGGCAGGCCUGCCUCUCUGCUGCAUAGUCCAGUUAAUCUGCUACUCUAUGGACACUGCAUUUGUUUCCUAUUUAUCGAGGAACCUGACGCUAAGUUAAUGGCUUCUCCAGCAGGAAAAUUUGCUGAAUAUGCAUAGUAACUUGCACAGCAUUCUAUACCAUGCUGCCAAGUUGGAACGAAUGGUUUAACAUUGUAUAAUGCUCUAUAUUUCUGUAUGCAACAGUAUGCCUCUGAGCCAUGAGCUUUUCCAGUGGCAUGCCAUUGGCAUGGACUUGCAUGUGCCCUGUUAAUAAGUUAACUUGUAUUGUUAUCAAACAGAUUUUGUAUAUGGAUUUCCGUUGUUUUUGGUUGUUAUAAUAAAAGAAUGUUUUCCUGGGAA